AAAGACAUUUUUUCAAAAAUCAUGAUGUUCAAAGUCUUCGUUCUCGUUGCCUGUUUGGCCGUCAUCGUUGCUGCCGUUGACGAUCAUCACACCGAUCCUAAGUAUAAAUUCGAGUACGGUGUUAAGGAUGGACAUACCAAGGACCACAAGAGCCAGUGGGAAUCUCGCGAUGGGCAUGCCGUGAAGGGACAGUACACUCUGGACGAAGCCGAUGGAACCCAUCGUGUUGUUGAUUAUACCUCGGACCAUAAGGCUGGAUUCCAGGCUCAUGUUCAGCGCGAAGGACACGGCAAGCACCCACACGGAGAAAGCUAUGCCAACAUUGAUCAGAAGCACUGA
Toxorhynchites rutilus septentrionalis is the source of this 339-nucleotide messenger RNA. Its product is annotated as cuticle protein 19-like. Lineage: Eukaryota; Metazoa; Arthropoda; Insecta; Diptera; Culicidae. Gene Ontology annotation, cellular component: extracellular matrix. The record is from RefSeq and is a predicted model, not a curated record. The coding region runs from base 22 to 339 and encodes 105 amino acids. The transcript has 2 exons.